Messenger RNA from Microsporum canis CBS 113480, 822 nucleotides. RefSeq lists its product as uncharacterized. Bases 1 to 822 code for a protein of 273 amino acids. The transcript is spliced from 2 exons. The record is from RefSeq and is a predicted model, not a curated record. Lineage: Eukaryota; Fungi; Ascomycota; Eurotiomycetes; Onygenales; Arthrodermataceae.
AUGACAACAAGGAUUGUGCUCAGGGAUGUGUGGGAUUGGGAGGUCUGGUAUGGGAUGAUGAUGGGCACAGCUCAAGCCCAGGGAUGCUCUCAGGCCAGGGAGGGUGGUAACCAGGGUGGUACCCCUGCAGAACCAGUCCCUGCAGAGGAUGUGACUGAGUUUGACCUGGAUGAGAGGGAAUACCAGAGGUGGACAAGGCUGUAUAGUGACUACCUAAGGCAGUUCGCUAUCUAUCAGCAAGUAAUGAAGGAACUCGGUUCUUUUCGACUCCAGAUCCCUUCCUCUGUGGAUAGAGGCCUUGUGGAAGAUAUUGCUUCCCAUUCCACACCAAUUAGCAUGUUAAGGAAGCUCCAGGAUCGACUUUGCCCUACUAAAGAGGACAGAGCUAUCCAGGCAGUCAAAAGAUACAGGAACUUGAUGGAAGGUGGAAGGAACAGAGACCCUGUAGGAUGGGUGGGUGACUGCAUGAAGGUGUGCCAGGACCUAGAGAAGAUGGAGGUAAUACAGGCUUUCCUAAUAAAGCAAGACUUCCUGGAAGCCAACAUGAGGAUGGAUGAGGCCUUUACUGUGGCUGUAAAGCUACAGAUCUCAGAUACAACCACAUUUAGAGACCUUGCCCUCCUAUUUCAGAGGCAUUACAGAGCUAAAGCUCCUUCUACAGACCAGGCAUUAGCCUUUGCAACACCAACCCUGCAAGGGAGACCUCAAAAGACACCACCAACCUGCCUCUGUGGCCAGAUCCACUGGUUCAAAGACUGCUGGUAUCUUAUACCAUCCAGGAGACCUGCAAGCUGGCAAGAGAACCCAGACAUAAGGAGCUGA